CCAAGUCAGUUAAAAGAGAAACGUUGGAUAGGGAAUACCACAGAUACAUUAUGGCGAACACAACAGAUACAAUAGUGAAUCCAAACGAGCAUUUGGAGAUUCCCAAGUGGAUAAAUGAGGAGUACUUCCAGCAAGUUCUGCAGAAGGAUGAGCCGGAAUAUGAGAAGAUUUUGAACUUCAAGCCUGUAGCUGCCAUUCCGCCAGGCGAGAACUUCACAUCUAUAAUGCUGCGGAUUCACUUCGAUCUUCAGAUGAAAGAUGGUAGCACCAAACACAAGACCUACAUUUUUAAGACUAUGCUGGCGGAGGAACGUGGUGGCAAGGAGAUUCGCGAAGGAGGCAUUUUCGACAAGGAACUGAUGAUGUACCAGAAGUAUCUGCCCGCCUUCGAGGACCUAUACACUUCCGCCGGAGAAAAGAUUCAGCUGGCUCCCAAAUGCUUGCACACGGAUCAGCGUGAGAAUGGAAUCCAUUUUGUGUUCGAGGAUCUGGGUGUGAAGAAGUUCCAGAAUGUGGAUCGUAUCCAGGGUCUGGAUCUAGAGCAUAUGAAGAGAUCCCUCCAUAAAUUAGCAGAAUUCCAUGCGGCUGCAGCUGUUUAUGCCGAGCCAAAUGGACCGUAUCCCUCGCAAUUCGAGGAGGGAUUCAUUGGAAGGAACCAGGAGAAGGCCCAUGAAGCACGUUUUCUAAUAAAGUCGAGAACCUAUCCCAAAGCUAUAGCAACUUGGGGAUUGGAGGAUCCGGAAAAAUAUAUUACAAGUUUUCCCACGGUGCAGCAAUACUUGAAAAUGUGUGAGAAGAAUCUGGAGACGGAUCCAUUGGCCUUCAACACCCUUACGCAUGGUGACUUUUGGUCCAGUAACCUCAUGUGCAACUAUCUAGCCAAUGGCCAAAUCGAUGAGGUCAUCAUGGUCGACUUUCAGCUGUGCAAGUGGGGCAGUCCUGCCCAGGAUCUGCUCUUCUUCAUCACCCUCUCGGCAGCCAGUGAUAUUAAGCUCAAGGAGUUCGACAACUUUGUCAGGAUUUACUGGGAGAGGUUAGUGGACUGCCUGAAGCUGCUGAAGUACCAGAAACCUCUGCCAAAACUACGCGAUCUGCAGACUUCCCUGUAUCAAGAUACCAACACUAUCUACGCGUUUAUUGCCAUCUCUAACCAUCUUCCCGUGAUUCAAUUCCCCUCCGACAAGGAAUCCAAUUUGCAUUCCCUUAUGCGAGACGACGAAGAGGGCGAUAAAUUCCGCUUGCGGAUAUUCACAAACCCGAGUUUUGGCCGUCUCAUGAGGGAAAUUUAUCCAUUUUUUUACAACCGUGGAAUUUUUAAUUUUACUGACUUCGAAUAAGAGAAGCAAUGUAUUAUUUGUUUAUUUUUGAUUUGGUCUCAAAUAAAGUAUAAAGGUUUUAAAGGAGUGAAA
Molecule: messenger RNA, 1409 nt
Organism: Drosophila biarmipes
Lineage: Eukaryota; Metazoa; Arthropoda; Insecta; Diptera; Drosophilidae
Exons: 4
Coding region: 51-1337 (428 amino acids)
Source: RefSeq, a predicted model, not a curated record